CUGAUACUGUAGCAAGCAACCCAUCGAUUCUGAAGUCAUGUCCUCCUCCAAGCCGCCAAACCCUGACGAGUUUGAGGCUCGCCAACUCAUCAGUCCUGGGCUCGAAAACUUUCCAAAGGACCUCCCUGAUCGUCCUGGGGAAAAGAAGCUUUACCUUCGUACCUUCAUUCGCAACAAUAAGUUUCGCAUCAUCGUUUGCACAAUCGCCUUUCUGACCAUGAUCGGCGGAACAGUCGCUGCUGCACUCUACAUCAGCGCCGGCAUGCAGCGCGUUAAUGAGGGACAGGCUGCGAUAUCUGCACUUGCUUCGUCGCCAACUACCACCGCGGCCCCGACGCUGCUGCAGUCUACGCUAACGCAGACAAUGAUGGCGACGCAGACUUCUGUCGUGACAGGCCAGAUCACCAUCCCUGUCUCGCAGUUGCAACCGACCAUCAAUGCUCUCGCGACUGUGCAGCCCGCCCCGGCUAUCACUUGCCAGGCCGUAGAUACCGCGGUGACGUGUGGCAGCUUAGCCUCCCAGCCAGAACAGCGUCAAUAGACAGGACGUUGGAUCUAAAUCGCGGUAGAAUAGCCCUUUUGAGCUUUAGGGUCAUCAAUUUUUGGCAGCAUUCAAGCUCCAGUGCCUAAUAACACCAUUGAAUUCAGUUGCUAAGCCGGACGCAUAUGUCGGGAAAAUCUUUGUCGUUGUCGUGAAAGAAUGUUGGCGAUGUUCACCUGACCGCGAAUGGAUGCCAGUUGCCUCACUUCUCCGCUUGCCGACGCCACAGCCGACAGUCGUACCUUCGUCCUUGAUCUUCGUCCUUAAUCGUCCCUCUCAAUUCUGUCGUCGAACCGCACUUCAACCUCACCUUUCGCGUAGUCUUGCUUUGCGCUUUCG
Didymella exigua CBS 183.55 is the source of this 880-nucleotide messenger RNA. RefSeq lists its product as uncharacterized. NCBI's taxonomy places the organism in Eukaryota, Fungi, Ascomycota, Dothideomycetes, Pleosporales, Didymellaceae. The record is from RefSeq and is a predicted model, not a curated record. The transcript has a single exon. Bases 38 to 541 code for a protein of 167 amino acids.